CUUAAAGAAUUCCAAAAAUAAAGUAGGAGUUUACAAAAGAGGUUUUAUAGCCUCACGGACAUUGCAAAAUGCACACGAAAGUGAGAAAAAACCAAAGCCUUUAGAAGGAAUACGCGUUCUUGAGUUAGGACAGUUAGUAGCAGGCCCUUUCUGUGGAAAAAUUCUUGGAUAUUAUGGGGCAGAAGUGAUUAAGGUCGAACCACCAAAAUUGGGAGAUCCGCUAAGAGUAUGGAGACAUUUAGACACCGAUGGAACUAGUCCCUGGUAUCGUUCAUUGGCAAGGAAUAAAAAAUCCUGUGAGAUUGAUUUAAAAACCGUUGAAGGCAGAAAACUUGUUAGUCAAUUGGCUGACAAGUCGGAUGUGUUGAUUGAAAAUUUUCGUCCUGGUACUAUGGAGAAAUGGGGGCUUGGACCUGAUGAGCUUUACAAAACAAAUCCUUCGUUGGUAUAUGUACGUAUUUCUGGUUAUGGACAAACAGGCCCAUACGCUAAAAAGCCUGGUUACGCGUCAGUUUGUGAGGCUAUGGCAGGAUUCCGUUAUAUCAAUGGGUUUCCUAAUCAGGCACCAGUUCGACCAAAUAUAUCCUUGGGUGAUUCUGUUGCUGGAUUAACAGCUGCACUCGGUGCAGUUAUGAGUCUUUUAGCUAGGAAUAAAUUAUCUUCAAAUGCUAAUUUAAAAACUGGACAGGUUGUAGAUGUAGCUAUUUAUGAGAGUAUGUUUAAUAUGAUGGAAGGAAUUUUGCCAGAAUUUGAUCGGUUUGGUGAGGUAAGGCAACCAUCAGGUACAACUGUUACAGGUAUUGUACCAACAAAUGCAUACAUAUGUUCAGAUCAAAAAUAUGUAAUCAUUGGGGGUAAUGGAGAUUCUAUAUACAAAAGACUUAUGCGUACAGCAGGUAGAGAAGAUCUUGCAACAGAAGAAUAUGAAACAAAUAAAGAAAGAGUGAAGCAUCAGAAAUUAAUUGAUGAAGCAAUUAGUGAUUGGACAAAAACUCUUACGUCGAAACAAGUGUUGGAAAAAUUAGAAAAA
Messenger RNA from Funneliformis caledonium, 1030 nucleotides. Lineage: Eukaryota; Fungi; Glomeromycota; Glomeromycetes; Glomerales; Glomeraceae. The record is from the annotation of a GenBank genome assembly.